AUGGAUAUCUGCAAUCUGUCAUUCACUUUCCUCCUCCUGUCCACAACAGUCAUGUUGUAUUUUAGGGCUCUAUUCGCUCAUCCCAUCUACAUUACCAGCCCCCCUGCACCCGUGCAGGUUCCAGCUCCCUCGCCAACCUACACCCUUGCCUUCCUCGACGAGCCCGUCUUCAAACCACUGGCGUCUCACAUAGCGGAGCAUCCAUAUCCGUGGCGUGAUAAACGUCCAUUCCAGGAGACUAAUUAUGCGUUGCUUAUGGGUGCUGUUCAGUCUCUUCUCGAGGCUGAGAUUGAAGAGGAGGAGGGUGGUGUGGCUUUAAAUGAGAGCUAUGCGCAGCAGGUUGUCGUUGAGAGUAACUCAACUGAGACUUUUCUUCUUUGGGAUGUUCCUAUGGGAAUUGCCAACGAGAAUUUGGGAAAUAUACGUCAAGCUAAUAAUGUGUUAAUGAAACCUCGCUUAUCGGACGGGAAGCGCCUUCAACUUCCCAUCCGGAGAAAUGGAAUAACCCAUCAAAUACACGCUAAGCCUAUCAUUGUACUGAGUAUUUGCAAGCUUGGUUUUGAGACAGAGUCAGACUCAUACAAUACCAAACAGCUAGAUUCAAACACGUGCAUCGUGACGGAUGAUGCUAAGCCAAAAGGGGACUAUGGUCGUAUAGGAUUCCACUACAAUUCGCUGGAUAAUGUUUACGAACAAGAAAGCGAUCCAACCAGCAUGUGA
This is a messenger RNA of Aspergillus niger, 720 nucleotides long. RefSeq lists its product as hypothetical. The coding region runs from base 1 to 720 and encodes 239 amino acids. Lineage: Eukaryota; Fungi; Ascomycota; Eurotiomycetes; Eurotiales; Aspergillaceae. The transcript is spliced from 4 exons. The record is from RefSeq and is a predicted model, not a curated record.